GCAUGCGUAGGAUGAGGUCUAGGUCAAAUAAUGUGUGUUUCUUGUCCCAUUUUGUGCCACAUUUGCUAGCAAAAAUGGAAGCUUUUGGGUGCUGAAAACGUGUGUUAUUUAUACAAGAUUGGAUUGUAAAACUUAUGAAAAGAUGGACCUUAAUCCAAUAACCCAGAAGGCGAUUGUGCAAGUUAUUGGUACAGACUGUUUCAACAAUAUAGAGUUCUCGGAAAAUAUCCGUAUCAGCACAAAAUUCACACUGCUGGUUGAUUCACUCACAGAAUAUGAGUAUGCUUUUGAGCAUACUAUUGAAAGGUCGGAUGAAUGUCUGUUCAAGAAAUGUCAUCAGGAAGCCCAGACAGAUACAGUGGAACUUGUUAACAAGGAAACACAAGUAGAAGAAGGCGAGUUACCACCAGUGCCUAAAGUUGAAAAAGAGGGAUUUGUUGAGGUGAAGAUUGAGUGUGGUGAGGAUGAUGAGGUGGAGGUAUCAGCUGGGGAGGAUGUGGAGGAGGUUACCAAGGUGAUGCCACAGUCUCCUGCCUCUCCCUCCCCAGAACCACAGAGACGGCUUCGCAGUAACAAACCCGAGGAUGUCUCCUGUCCACUGUGUCCAGCUAAAUUCACUGAACAAGACAGUGCCGAACAGCAUCUGAAGAUAACGCAUGAUAUCGGAAAUUUUUAUGUCUGCUCUAUAUGUCAGCAUAUCUGCAAUUCCAAAACGGCGUUAAUUGAGCACAUUAAGGAUAUUCAUCAGGAUAACAUACAACAAGAGGCUCUUACAAGAAAAAGAGGUCGGCCAAGAAAAACAGAGCCCAAAAGACUGUCAGAGGUAUCUGAUGAGGAUGAAGUGAAAGAGAAAAAGUCAACACCAGCCGUGAAGAAAGUUAACAAGGCGACAAAGAAGAAAACAAAAACAAAGCUGAAGAUCAAGAAGGUAAAGAAGCCGAAAAAGAUUGAAAAAGUCGAAGAAGAAUACGAUGCAGAUACAGACAUUGAAGGGGAAGAAAAGGAAACAAAGGCGACUCCUCAGAGGAAACCAAUAGCUGACUCAAGUUAUGUUCCAAAGGAUGGAAACACAUGUAAAUGUAUAGAAUGUGGGAAAGAAUACAAGUCUAGACGUGCUUUAAGACGCCAUUAUGCCAGUCAUCAUGAAAAGGGUGGGCAGGAUUAUCAGUGUGAGAUUUGUGGGAAGUCUUUCACAAGUAAAGAUUCGUUGUAUCAUCAUAGACGAGGUGUUCACCAGAAUCUUAAAGUUUAUAAAUGCCCUGAGCCAGGUUGCGAAGCCACUUUUAAUUUCAACCAUAGUUUACGUCUGCACAAGUUAAAGCAUACAGGAACUCGCCCACAUAUGUGUAGCCAGUGCGGGAAGACUUACCUUACAGCGUAUCAUCUGAAAGUUCAUGUCAUGGCUACACAUUCCGCAAAGAGUUUCUCUUGUGCCGUGUGUGGAAAAAUGUUUUCAUACUCGACAAGCCUGAAAAUGCAUGAAGCUACUCAUCAGAAACAGCAGAGGGUUAACUGCGAUCAGUGUGCAAAAUCAUUUGUAAAUGUACAAGCCUUAAAGUAUCAUAUCAUGUCAAAACAUACAGAACCUGGUAAUUAUACUUGUGACGAAUGUGGAAAAAUCUGUAAGACAGAGUUUUUACUGAGGGCUCACAGGAAACGUCAUUCAUUAGAUGGAUCCAGAUUCAUGUGCGAUGUCUGUGGCCGUCAGUUCAUGUACAAAUCGGCGCUCGAAAUGCACAGGGCAAUUCAUAGAGAUGAUAAGCAAUACACAUGUAAGGUGUGUAAUAAAUCGUUUAAGACGUACCCUACACUUUACAGCCACCAGUAUGUUCACAAAGAGGACUCACCGUACUGUUGUUCUCAGUGCGGAAAAGCUUUUAAAACUAAAGAGAGAUGCAAAGCUCAUGAGAAACGCCAUUCUGGACUCAAACCAUUUGAAUGCAGUAUUUGUCAUCACUGCUUUCCAGAUAAUGGAGGUCUGUCUAAACACAUGCGUACUGUACACUGCAGUGUUAAGAAAUUUGUUUGCGAUAUAUGUGGCAAGGCAACAUCGCGUGCUGAUAAUUUACGCGUCCAUAUGAAAGUUCAUGCCAAAGGGGAACCAGGGACCAUUAAACAGUACAAAAGAAAUGAAACUAAAGCAGCAAGAAAUGCUUACAAUUUACCAUCCAUGGUUCCGCUUACUUUUGAACAUGAUGAGGCUUACCCUGCUACAAAGAAAGCAAAACUUGAAUAUUUCCAGGAAAAUUCCAGCGAGUCGUCAAUAAAUCCUAGUCCAGUGCCGCAUACAACUAGAGAGGAGUACCCAGCACAUGAUGUUUAUCAACCAAAUAUACCUAAUUUCUCAACACUUGACACAUCCCAGCUCUCAUCUCAUUCAGAAGAUCAAAUUUUACCAUUGAAUCUACAUAACCAAAGUGCCCCUUCGCAGCCGCCUAGUUCUAAUGCGUAUCAGCUUACACAAAUGAAUAGUCAUAAUAACACGGCGGUUAGCCCGCCUCUAGAAAACCAAGUGCGGAACACAAGUGCGCCGUCAUCUACCCCGACAUCAUCAUCUGGUAGUAACAUUACGGUGACAACUCUUCAGUCGCCACAUUUACAUCCAAUGUAUACAUGGCCUUAUGUUUACCCAGGACUUCCCCCGCAAGGCAGUGGAGGGAGUAAUGGAUACUUCCAGCAGUAAACUACUGCAACCGCUUCAUAUAAAAAUUAAAAUGCAGUUGUAAAUAUUGUGUAUGAGAAAUGACUGUUAAUGGAUGUUUUGUCGGCCACUGAAAUUUUGAGACGUGUUACAGCAUCUCUCUGUUUUAUACUGUGUCAGCACUUCCUGCAAGCCCGUCACUUCAUUUCAUCAUCUUCAUAAAGCCUUUACAGAAUGAUAUGGGACAAAGAUUUCAAGUUCUGACUGGUGAUCAAACUGAAUGUUGUUGGCAAUAAUGUUGAUUUCUAUUAUACUUUUUUGCUUAAGUACUUUAGUGUAUUAAUUUUUUUCUUUGAGAAAGUUGCUUUCCUUUUCUGUGCCUAAUUUUGAUAAAUGUGUUAGGUAUUAAGGUAGUGGACCCACAACGACAAUCAGCAAAAUACAUAAUAUUCUACGUAUGCAAUUCCGGCAUUUUCCAGUUUUUACAGAAAGUUCUGGGCAGGUUUAGCUACUUUAUGAACAAAGCAUGCCAAAUUGCUUAACAUGUAUAGGUUUUUGCACUAACAUUGCAGAAUUUCAUUAUGGGUCCACUAUGUUAAUACUAUUUGUUAUACAGACUUACUCGUCUAUAAAUUAACUUACAGUUACACUCUGGUUUACGAAUAUUUUUGUUUAUUGUUUAUAUGAUUGUUAUGCUCAUAAUUAAUGCAUUGCCAUCAGAAGUAAUGUCAAUCAAAUAAUUCCAAAGUCUAUUUUACUUGCUGUAUUGAAAAAUUAACAAAAUACAAGAAAACUACCUGCUAAGUUUGAGCUGCAGCAUGCAUCUCAUUGUUUGUUUACAUCUACAGACAUCAUAUUCAGUACUUUAAAGCAUUUCAGUGAUAGGAAAACAGUGUGCAGUCAGUUAUAUGCAAAAAGGAAAGCAUAUUGUGCCAUUUAUUCUUUAAAGAAAUUUACACAAAAAUUAAGUGUUUUGAUGAAGCUGUACUGAAGUUACAGAAAAAGAGCAUAGAUUUCCUGGGGAAAAAAAGAAGUAUUUUUACAUGCAGAUAAUUUUCUGUUGCUAUAGCUUUAAAAACUUAUUAUUGUGAAGUUCAAGAAAAGUAUUUUUAUCUAACCUUUACCCUGCUAAAUUUCUAUAAUGAACUUCUCCAUCUUUCAGUUUGGACAGUACCAUUAACUGUUAAAAGGGGUACUUAAGAUACUGGCUGAAUGGUGAACAGUGCAGAUCUUGAUCAGAGUGAAUGGGUGUGCAGGCUGAUGGUGAUCUACACAGGUCGUAAAGGCUGAAUCAGUCGUGUCCACCAUGAUAAGGGCUAAUCUAGAUAGCAUUAAAUUCUGUUCUAUAGAGUUAUCAAUAUGACAGAUUGUUGAUUAUUUUGAAAUAUUAUUUAAGAAAUGUAUAUAGUACUCUGUAUUUUGUUGAAUUGUUGAUUUAGCUAUUUUUUUGAAGCAUUGCAAUUUUAUCUUGUUAUAAUAUACUUAUGAUUGUAUCCCCAUACAAUAAUUUAUAUACACAUGUAACUUGAAUCUUACCAACUUUUAUUUGUUUUGAAAUAUUCUUUAAGUAUAAAUAAUUUUAGGUCAUCUGAGCCUUGAGAUCAAGAUGACUACAUAGUAAAGGUGGAUUGUCUAGCUUUACUUGUCCAUCAUUUUACAGUAUUGCUUAUACAUGUGGUCAGAAUAAUACUGAACUUUAUCUGUAGCAUCCUGCCAUGAAACUGUAAUCAAGUCAGCAUGACUGUUUUAAGGGGCUGCAAGAGCAUUCUCAAUUUACCUGACUUAAGGUAGUUCUUCACGUUUAAUAAACAGGAAGUAAUGGUGUAACGUCAUUUUUCUGGAUGAUAUAGCACAAACCCUUGAUCCGGCAUUCAGAAAGGAAUGUAUUCAUCUCGUGCAUUCAUUUAUGAUAACGGCAACAUUACUUUCUUUCUAAAAAUAUUAAAUUUCAACAAAAUAUUGACAAUAGAAGCAAGAAAGGGGUGAUUAAAACUAGUUAUUUGUUUUUAUGCCUCCGAAGGGAGGCAUAUAUAGUUUUUGAACUGUCUGUCCGUCUGUCGGUCUGUCCGCAAUUUUCGUGUCCGGUCCAUAUCUUUGUCAUCCAUGGAUGGAUUUUCAAAUAACUUGGCAUGAAUGUGUACCACAGUAAGACGACGUGUCGCGUGCAAGACCCAGGUCCGUAGCUCAAAGGUCAAGGUCACACUUAGACGUUAAAGGUCAUUUUUCAUGAUAGUGCAUUGAUGGGCAUGUCCGGUCCAUAUCUUUGUCAUCCAUGGAUGGAUUUUCAAGUAACUAUGCAUAAAUGUGUGGCACAGUAAGACGAUGUGCCGCGCGCAAGACCCAGGUCUGUAGCUCAAAGGUCAAGGUCACACUUAGACGUUAAAGGUCAUAUUUCAUGAUAGUGCAAUGAUGGGCAUGUCCAGUCCAUAUCUUUGUCAUUCAUGCAUGGAUUUUAAAAUAACUACACAUAAAUGUGUGGCACAGUAAGACAUUUCGCGCGCAAGACCCAGGUCUGUAGGUCAAAGGUCCUAAACUCUAACAUCGGCCAUGGGGCCUCCGUGGCCAAGUGGUUAAGGUCGCUGACUUCAAAUCACUUGCCCCUCAUCGAUGUGGGUUCGAGCCUCACUAGGGGCUUUGAAUUCUUCAUGUGAGGAAGCCAUCCAGCUGGCUUGCGGAAGGUUGGUGGUUCUACCCAGGUACCCGCUCGUGAUGAAUUAACGCACGGAGGGGCACCUGGGGUCUUCCUCCACCAUCAAAGCUGGAAAGUCGCCAUAUGACCUAUAAUUGUGUCGGUGCGACGUUAAACCCAACCAACCAACCAACUAACAUUGGCCAUAACUAUUCAUUCAAAGUGCCAUCGGGGGCAUGUGUCAUCCUAUGGAGACAGCUCUUGUUUUUAGCUCACCUGUCACAAAGUGACAAGGUGAGCUUUUGUGAUCGAGCGGCGUCCCGCGUCCGUCCAUGCGUCCGUAAACUUUUGCUUGUUACCACUCUAGAGGUAACAUUUUUUGUGGGAUCUUUAUGACAGUUGGUUAGAAUGUUCAUCUUGAUGAUAUCUAGGUCAAGUUCGAAACUGGGUCACGAGCCAUUAGGUCAGUAGGUCUAAAAAUAGAAAAACCUUGUGACCUCUCUAGAAGCCAUAUAUUUCACAAGAUCUUCAUGAAAAUUGGUCAGAAUGUUCACCUUGAUGAUAUCUAGGUCAAGCUCGAAACUGGGUCACAUGCCAUCAAAAACAAGGUCAGUAGGUCUAAAAAUAGAAAAACCUUGUGACCUCUCUAGAGGCCAUAUAUUUCACAAGAUCUUCAUGAAAAUUGGUCAGAAUGUUCACCUUGAUGAUAUCUAGGUCAAGUUUGAAACUGGGUUACGUGCCAUCAAAAACUAGGUCAGUAGGUCAAAUAAUAGAAAAACCUUGUGACCUCUCUAAAGGCCUUAUUUUCGUCGGAUCUGUAUGAAAGUUGGUCUGAAUGUUCACCUUGAUGAUAUCUAGGUCCAGUUCGAAACUGGGUUACGUGCGGUUAAAAACUAGGUCAGUAGGUCUAAUAAUAGAAAAACCUUGUGACCUCUCUAGAGGCCAUAUUUUUCAUGGGAUCUGUAUGAAAGUUGGUCUGAAUGUUCAUCUUGAUGAUAUCUAAGUCAAGUUCGAAAGUGGGUCACGUGCCUUCAAAAACUAGGUCAGUAGGUCAAAUAAUAGAAAGACCUUGUGACCUCUCUAAAGGCCAUAUUUUUCAUGGGAUCUGUAUGAAAGUUGGUCUGAAUGUUCAUCUUGAGGAUAUCUAGGUCAAGUUCGAAACAGGGUCAUGUGCGGUCAAAAACUAGGUCAGUAGGUCUAAAAAUAGAAAAACCUUGUGACCUCUCUAGAGGCCAUACUUGUGAAUGGAUCUCCAUAAAAAUUGGUCAGAAUGUUCAUCUUGAUGAUGGCUAGGUCAAGUUCGAAAGUGGGUCACGUGCCUUCAAAAAGUAGGUCAGUAGGUAUAAAAAUAGAAAGACCUUGUGACCUCUCUAGAGGCCAUAUUUUUCAUGAGAUCUUCAUGAAAAUUAGUGAGAAUGUUCACCUUGAUGAUAUCUAGUUAAAGUUUAAAACAGGGUCACGUACCUUUGAAAACUAGGUCAAUAGGUCAGAUAAUAGAAAAACCUUGUGACCUCUCUAGAGACCAUAUUUUUCAAUGGAUCUUCAUGAAAAUUGGUCAGAAUUUUCAUCUUGAUAAUAUCUAGGUCAAGUUCAAAACUGGGUCA
Molecule: messenger RNA, 6874 nt
Organism: Mercenaria mercenaria
Lineage: Eukaryota; Metazoa; Mollusca; Bivalvia; Venerida; Veneridae
Product: zinc finger protein 595-like
Exons: 4
Coding region: 143-2683 (846 amino acids)
Source: RefSeq, a predicted model, not a curated record